AUGCCAGAAGCAUGGAAAUAUUCAGAUAGAGUUAAAGCCGAAACUGAACGGAUGGAUCAGCUUGAACUUGAUGAUUUGGAGAUGGAUGAAGAGGAAAAGUACAACCGGAAGUUGGAAUCUGGACUUUAUACUCUUCAGUUGAUUGCUGUCAUUCUGGGGCAUCUUUGGUGUUCUGAGCACCCUCAAAUGAGAGCAAGAAUUGAACUACUGCUCAAGCAGCAAAAACUGACUAAGAAGGAUGUUAAGGAUAUACUUCAGGAAUAUCACGACAAUAUUGGUGAUGUGGAUGGACCUGAAGAAAUGGAGCGAUCACAGGCAAAGAUUCAAAGGUUCAUCUCGGCGUUGUGA
Prunus armeniaca (apricot) is the source of this 348-nucleotide messenger RNA. The record is from the annotation of a GenBank genome assembly. Lineage: Eukaryota; Viridiplantae; Streptophyta; Magnoliopsida; Rosales; Rosaceae.